Penicillium longicatenatum is the source of this 1746-nucleotide messenger RNA. Its product is annotated as MDR family MFS transporter. The record is from RefSeq and is a predicted model, not a curated record. NCBI's taxonomy places the organism in Eukaryota, Fungi, Ascomycota, Eurotiomycetes, Eurotiales, Aspergillaceae. Bases 1 to 1746 code for a protein of 581 amino acids. Gene Ontology annotation, biological process: transmembrane transport. Gene Ontology annotation, molecular function: transmembrane transporter activity. The transcript is spliced from 5 exons.
AUGGAUCCCUCCCCAGUAUCGCCCCCACAGCUUACAGCCCCUGAGACGAGUCCCCAGGCCAAAUCUCAGACCCUCGAUGACACCAUGGCAAAAACUCCGCCCUGCAGUCUUCCUGCUGAGCCCGAUCCUGGUGAUAGGAGGGAAGACCGGGAUCCGGCCGAUGACCCUGGAACGGGCAGCAUCGACCGAGCUCAGGAGCAAAAGUUUCUUACAGGAACCAGGUUGCAUCUGGUUUCAACAGCCUUUGGCAUUGCCAAUAUCAUGGUUGCCUUAGAUAGCAGUAUCCUUGCGACCGCAUUACCCACCAUAAGCUCAAAUUUUGGGUCUACGAAUGAUAUUGGAUGGUAUGGCAGUAGCUAUCUGCUCGCUCAAAUGGCCUCGCAGCCAAUUUGGGGAAAGGUAUACACCUGUUUUGAACCGAAGCGAACUUAUCUACUGUCUCUGAUCAUCUUCGGGGUGGGCUCUAUCCUUUGUGCAGCCUCUCCUAUGUCGGCUUGCCUCAUAUUAGGCCGCUCUGUCACUGGCUUUGCUGCUUCGGGGCUGCUGGCAGGAAGUCUUUCUAUCUUUGGUCAAGUUGUGCCAUUAAGACAACGACCGCAGGGUAUGGCAUUGAUGGUCAGCAUUAGCAACAUUGCAUCGAUGAUUGGAAGUACGAUCGGUGGUGUGGUUACCGAUUCCGUUCUGACCUGGCGAUUCUGUUUUUGGAUAAACGUCCCGCUUGGGGUUGGCUGUGCUAUAGUUGUAGCACUGAUUCUAGAACGCAAGCUACAUCCCGAUCAAAAGCUUCCUCUAAAAGACAAGCUACAAAGAAUUGAUCUAUUCAGCUUCCUGCUUUUAUCAUCGAGUCUCAUUUGCCUGUUCUUGGGGUUUGAAUGGGGAGGCCUAUCAGUUUCUUGGUCAAACUCGAAAGCAUGGGGAUGCUUGGUAGGGUUUGCCCUGUUGGGCAUUGCCUUCAUUGUUGUGCAGGCAUAUAAAGGUGAUAAUGCCGUGAUCAACUUAAAAUUCAUGCGCCAACGCACCAUAGUGGUGUGCUAUAUCUUCUCGUUUUUAUACGGUCUAGCAAUCUCUACGCACCAAUGGUUAUUACCGACAUAUCUACAGGGUAUUCACUAUACCUCAGCUACCCUUUCGGGUGUUAUAUGCUUAGCAUUUUCUGUUCCAAUGACCAUCUUCGGCUUAUCUACGGGCUUUUUCACCACGCGGUUCGGUUAUUACGUUCCUUUCAUGUGGGCAGGGUCUGUGUUAUACGUUGUCGGAAGCGUGCUCCUAUUCCGAUUAGAUGCAGAUAGUAGCCCUGGUCAUUACAUCGGAUACCAGAUACUAGCCGGUGCAGGCUGUGGAAUGGCAAUCCAAGUCACUUUUAUCGCCGUUCAGGUCGUGGUCUCGCCUCAUGAUAUGGCUCAUGCUUGCAACAUGGAAGUGUUGUUCCGCCAACUUGGGAGCUCCAUUGCCAUCAGCUUGGCCGAGAAUAUUUUCCUGUCCAGCGUCACCUCACCACUUGAGAAAAUUGUUCCUGGGGAGAGCUCUUCCAUUCUGACUACCGGGAUCCGUUCAUUUGUGCAAACCGCAAAAAGCCUCCCAUCUCAUGAGCAGGUAGAGGUAAAGAAUCUUCUCGACUAUGGUAUUACACGAGCUUUCAUCCUACCACUCGCGGCCACCUCGGCAGCGGCAAUUGCUAGCUGGGCAAUUGAGUGGAGAAAGAUCGAAGAAGACAGGGAGCCCCCAGUUCUCAUAGAGAUGAGUUGA